GCAGGGCUUGGUAAGCAUUAAAGGGGGUACUGAAGCUUUCUUUUAUUUCAUAAUCCCAAUUGGUUUUUUCUAGAAACCAUCAAUAGCCUCUAAAUGACUGACUCAAUUUUUGGAUCCUAUUCUCAUGACUAAGCAACUGUUUGAUUUGAAACCAGCGCAGUAUAAAUGUCACUGUGCCUCUAACUCCCUGUAGCUAUUCCUGAAUUUCUUUCAGCACUGGGGAAACCAACCUAUGCACCAAAAAUGUCUAAAACUGGAACCAAGAUUACUUUCUAUGAAGACAAAAAUUUUCAAGGCCGCCGCUAUGACUGUGAUUGCGACUGUGCAGACUUCCACACGUACCUAAGUCGCUGCAACUCCAUCCGAGUGGAAGGGGGCACCUGGGCUGUGUACGAAAGGCCCAACUUUGCUGGGUACGUGUACAUCUUACCUCAGGGCGAGUACCCUGAGUACCAGCGUUGGAUGGGCCUCAAUGACCGCCUCAGCUCCUGCAGAGCUGUUCAUCUGCCUAGUGGAGGCCAGUAUAAGAUUCAGAUCUUUGAGAAAGGGGAUUUUAAUGGUCAGAUGUAUGAAACCACUGAAGAUUGCCCUUCCAUCAUGGAGCAGUUUCACAUGCGAGAGGUCCACUCCUGUAAGGUGCUGGAGGGUGUCUGGAUUUUCUACGAGCUACCCAACUUCCGCGGCAGGCAGUACCUCCUGGAGAAGAAGGAGUUUCGGAAGCCGGUCGAUUGGGGUGCGGCUUCCCCAGCUGUCCAGUCUUUCCGCCGCCUUGUGGAGUAAUGGUGUGAAUGGGGCCGUUGGCGUCUUCUGGGGCCCAAAUGCUGGCUGGCCUUUUGGUCCAAAUAGGCAUCAUAAAUAAAACAGUUGGCAUGCAUCCCA
This is a messenger RNA of Otolemur garnettii (small-eared galago), 879 nucleotides long. It is a transcript of the gene CRYGS, whose product is annotated as crystallin gamma S. Gene Ontology annotation, molecular function: structural constituent of eye lens. The record is from RefSeq and is a predicted model, not a curated record. Lineage: Eukaryota; Metazoa; Chordata; Mammalia; Primates; Galagidae. Gene Ontology annotation, biological process: lens development in camera-type eye; visual perception. The transcript is spliced from 3 exons. Bases 244 to 780 code for a protein of 178 amino acids.